GUUCAAUUUCCUGCUCCUACACUUCUACUCUCUUUUCUUCAGCUCCUUUCAUUUCUACAUUCAUCUGUUUCCAAUUCUCCAUAAAAAAAAUUACUCGCCAGAAACCCUCGCUCUUCUCCAAAAGAUUUUGGGUUUUCAAUUUUGAAAUCUGGGUCUGUUCUUUCACUUCUUUGCAUCUAAUUUCCAAAAGAAAGGGAAAACAAUAUAUACAUAUCCUUCGUUCCGACCGUCUGUAUGUCUUCAAGCAAAUUAAAGCAAUGCAAAAACAAGAAGAAAAUGUCAGUUUUUGUCAGAUCUGUUAAGGUUGCAGCAGCUGUCCAUGUGUGUCAAGCUUCGAAGCACCAUUCAAAGACAAUAAGAAAGAAUGCCAGUGCCAGCAGUGACAGGGAAGCUUGGUUCUACAAUUGGCGGGAAACUUGUCGAGCUAACAGUGGAACCCAUUCUAAAAGAAAUUGGUUAUGUCAUCUUCUACCGUCACAACCUAACAGAGCACGAGGAUGCCCUGAAAGAACUCAAGAAUCGCAGAGAUGUUGUGCAGAUUAGGGUUGAUGAAGCCAGAAGACAGGGCGAAGAAAUUUAUGGGCAAGUUAAGGAUUGGAUCAGCAAGGCAGACGAAAUUACAAGUGGUGUGUGCAAAGGGACCCCAGGAUUAGAAGCAAAGAAGAUGACAAUGCGAAUUCGAGAGCUCAAGGACAAAGGGAAGUUUGAUAGUGUUUCACACUUCAUUCCUCCAAAGUUAGUAGGUGUACCGCCUACCAGCGAGGAAAAUGAUGAACUUAUAGAAUCCAGAAUCUCAAUCAGGAAUCAGGUUUUGGAAGCAUUGAAGGGUUCCUCCAGAGUUGGGUUGUGUGGGCUUCCUGGUGUGGGGAAAACUACCCUAGCCAAAGAGAUAGCAAAGGUAGCUGAUGAGCACAAGGAGAUUUUUGGGUUGGUCGUUUGGGCGACUGUUACCCCUAAUUCGAAGCUUAAAUCACUCCAAGCCCAAAUUGCAGAGCCUGCUGGAGUGAAAUUUAAUACGAAGAUUGUGAAUGCAAGAGCUAAGCAUCUUCUUCAGAGGUAUGCUGUGGGUUUAGGUUUACUUGAAGAUGUACACUCCAUGAAAGAUGCUCAUGAUACAUUGGAUGAAGAUAUAAGUGAUUUGAAGGCCUCAAGUUUGUUGCUUGAUAGCUUUUCUGAUGAUCGUGUCACAAUGCAUGAGCUCUUUCGUGACUUUGCACUUGAAGAACAAGAGCCCCUUGCGGUGAGACGUAAAGGAGGGAAAGUUGACUUAGAAAACAUAGAAGGCUGCACUAGAUUGGUCUUGGACGAAUGGGAUAGAAAACUUCCAGGUGAGUUGCCUUGUCCCAAACUUGAAUUCUUCUUGCUAAAUAAUGGUGAAGAAGACUCUGAUUUGACAAUUCCAGACAAUUUCUUUAAAUCAUUGAAUGAACUCAGAGCGAUGGGAUUUAGCGGUGUGAGCUUUUCGUCCUUGUCGACACUUGGCCACCUACAAAAGCUUAGAACAUUGUGUCUGGAAUCGUGUGGGUUGAAAGACAUAUCGCAGGUUGGGAAUUUGAAGAGUUUAAGAGUUCUCAGUUUUGCUGGGUCUAAAAUUAAGCAAUUGCCGGGCGCAUUGGCACGGCUGAGAUGCCUGCAAGUGUUGGAUUUAUCCGAUUGCUACUAUUUAAAAGUGAUUCCACCAAAAGUAUUAUCUAGUUUGACUAGAUUAGAGGUUUUGAACAUGAAAGGGAGCUUCUGCCAAUGGGAAGCUAUUGAAGGACCCACCAAAGAGAGUAGGAAUGCAAGCCUUGAUGAGUUGAAGCAUUUGACUAAUCUCUAUGACUUAACCAUCCAUAUUCCCCAAAAGAUUGCUGUGCCAGAAGACUUGUUCCAAGACAUGCCUUUGGAGAGGUACAUGAUAUCACAUGGUGGAACGUCGUCUAAGUGGUUCGUGCCUGGUGAUGCAGCAUUUCCUCAUCAACGUGUGGGACUGGAACAUCUUGAAGUCAGAGAAUGCAAAUCUAUGAAAGCCAUUUUGGGGUCUUCUACUAAUAAAGAUUCAAUAAUUGAUGUCAUUGUGUUUCAUGCAUUGCGUACUAUGAACAUGACAAAUAUGCCCAUGCUUUCGGCAUUCUACGAGCAAGAGGAGGAGGAGAUUAAUGCAAAACGAAAAUCACUUUUCAACAGCAAGAUUUCCUUUCCAAAGAUAGAGAGUUUGGAGGUAGCAGGGUUGAACAGAUCGAUUCAAUCGCUUUGGGCUGAUGAUGACCAACUUCCACACAACUCAUUCGCCAUUUUAAAAAGAUUGAUAGUUGAAAAGUGUGGGUUCGUGGAGAGAUUGGUCCCCUUUCAUGUACUCAAAUGCUUGAGGCAUCUGGAAAGGGUAGAGGUUGAAGAUUGUGACAAGCUGGAAGUGGUGUUCGAUUUCGAAGAACACUGCACAAGUGAGGAGAUACAGUACUCACCAUUUUCAUUGAAGAAGCUGUCCCUGCACAAGUUGCCACAACUGAAGCAUGUGUGGGGGAAUUGGCCGCAAGAGACGACGGUCAUGUCCUUCCCAUGUCUGGAAGAAGUAGAGAUUAAGGAAUGCGAGACGCGGCUGACCAGUAUGUUCCCUUCAUCACAGUUGCAAGAUGAGGAGUAUCCUCUAUUUCCUCACCAAAAGGUGGUUCAAAAUAUGAAGAGGUUCACCUGUGAUGGAAAAUUCGCAAAGAUGGUAUGGGACGGCCAAAUUCCGGAUAACUACUUUUCCAAUCUUGAAGAAGUGUUUCUAUAUUUGGACGAUGAUGAUGAUGAGUCAGUAGAUACUACCAUUCGGCGUGGAUUGUACCAGAGUAAGUUUCCAAAUCUACAGAAGCUGGAGUUUAAGGGGGACGAGAAGCCGCCUAUAUUAUUCUCUUCAUCAUCUGUGGAGCUGGAGCCUCCUCGGGACAAUGAAGCCGUUGCAACUUUCAAAACACUGGUUUUUGAGGCAAGGCACUUCUUGGAGCAGCAGAUAUGCAUUGAUGAUACCGAGCCGGCAUUUCUUUGCCAAAACCUUCAAACUUUGGACAUUUCAGGGUGUCCCAACCUGAUAAACUUGGGACCAUCCUUGAUUUAUUUCACCAAUCUUCGAGAAAUCAUAGUAAGUUAUUGCGAUAAAAUGACCAGUUUGCUGGUGCCAUCAACCUCAAGAGGCCUGUCGCAGCUCACGAGGUUGACAAUAACCGAUUGCUGCCAAAUGAAGGAAGUUGUAGCAGAGCAACAAGUGCUGGAAGAGGAUGGUGGUGAUGGUACGACGAGUGGGAGGGAGAUUAUUGUUUUUCAAAAAUUGGAAUCUUUGGAACUCGAAUAUUUGCCAUGUUUGAGGAGCUUCUGCAAUUCUAAUGACCAUGCCUUCAGCUUUCCAUCCUUAGCAGAAGUAAUUAUUAGAAAAUGUCCAGGAAUGAUCAUCUUCUGCCAAGGAGAUGUGCAUACACCAAAUCUUAAAGGUGUCACACUUGAAGAAAGAAGCAUGGGGAAACAACAACCGCACUGGGAAGGCAGCCUUAACCAAACAAUCCAAUACUUUUUGCUAUCUCAGGUAAAAGGUUUGGAGCUGUGCCCUGAGAUGAGAAGCCUAUGGAUGGAAAAACGUUCACAGCGCAUGGCUUUUAGCAGAUUGGAAGAUUUAACCGUUGAGAGCUGUGACUUCUUAUCUGAAUGUGUGAUACCCACACAUUUGGUAGCGUCAUUGAGGCGUUUGAAAGUAUUGGUGGUUCGUAAUUGUCAGUAUAUAAAAACAAUAUUUUGUCCGGAGGAUGGAUGUAAAUGGUUUCAAUCUCUGCAAAAACUACAUGUCACUAAUUGUAAAAGUUUAGAAUACAUUUUUAUGGGAUCAGCUGCUAAAGGAUUUGAGGAUAAUGAGAGUUUAGAGGAAAAAUCUUCAAAGUUCUUGUUUGCUCGUUUAGAGUCUUUGAAAUUGGAGAAGUUGCCAUAUCUCAAGGGUUUUUGUCUGCAAAGAUGUACAUUUGAAUGCCCACAACUCGCAGAGUUACGGGUGUCUCAAUGCGAAAACAUAACCGCAUUUGGCACAGAAAUGGCACGUAUUAUUACAAACUCGGGUGAAAGAGAUGAAUUAGAACAGAGCCAAACCCACCUCUUCUUGGCCGAAAAGGUGAUUCCCAACAUAGAAAGACUAUCAUUGAGUAAAAAAGAUGUGACUCUCAUAAAAAACCACCAAUUCGAGACGAAUCUCUUUGAUGAAGUGGAGGAUCUUACUCUGGGAGGCUUUGUUGGAGGAGAAUCAGCAGCAGCAGCAGCAUCAUCCCUUCCUUUUGAUUUUCUUGAAAGAUUUCCAAAGCUGCUGAGGCUGCGUGUGGAACAUAGUGCCUUUGAGGAGAUAUUCUCAUCUCAACCACAACAACAUACAUUUUGUAGUUCCUUGGAGGAAUUAGAGCUUGCAUAUUUGGAGGAGCUGAAUGCCAUAUGGAAUCAUGAUGAUCAUUCUUCUUCUUCUUCUUCUUCUCAAUUUCAACCACUUCAUCUAAAUCUAGAAUCUCUUAAAGUGGAUUGCUGUCCUAAUUUGAUUAUGCUGGUUCCGGCUUCUGCUUCACUUGCAAAUCUAACACAUCUGAAGGUGUCUGGCUGUCAUCAAUUGACCUAUUUGUUCACAGAUUCAACUGCCAAAAGCUUGGUAUAUCUGGAAACAUUGGCGGUAAAGGAGUGCAGAAAGAUGAAAGAAAUCGUGAGAAAUGAGAGCGAAGAAGAUGCAGCAGGAAUCACAUUAAAUGGAUUGCGCAAACUGGAACUUGAUGCUCUACCGAGCUUUGAGGGAUUUUGUUUGAAAAACCAGACCUUUCAAUUCCCAGACUUAACUGGAGUAACUAUAAAGGGAUGCCAUCAAAUGAAGAUGUUUUCUCUUGGAGACUUGGAAACACCACAAUUGGAGGGUGUGGACAUUGACGAUAGCAGCAUGCGCUUGAAGAGAGAUCUUAACAAAACCAUAGAAUUGUUCGUCUCAAAGAAGGUACCGAAAACACAAUAUAAGGCAUAGCUUGAGGUAUGACCAAUGAAACCUAAAAUUGACGAUUCUUACAUAUUUUUCCCCAUCUUCUAUUCUAACUCUGCCAUUCUGAAAAUGGAAAACAUCUCCUUUGAUGAUGACGAUGACGAUGAUGAUGCAGGAUAACAAGAAUAUAAGGACUGGCUGAGUUCUUCAUCCAUAGUAUCUAUCUUUCAUCCAUAGUAUCUCUCGGGUGUUUCUGUUACGUACGUGGGACGACCGUGGUAUACUAGCUGCAUUCAUAAGAGUUCUGGG
This is a messenger RNA of Cuscuta campestris, 5257 nucleotides long. The record is from the annotation of a GenBank genome assembly. Lineage: Eukaryota; Viridiplantae; Streptophyta; Magnoliopsida; Solanales; Convolvulaceae.